ACACUCACAUGCACACAGACGCUCAUUCAAGAAGAGGAUGGACCUGAGGAGUCUUUUUAACUCAUCAGAGCUGUAAGUAUUGAGAGGAUGAGAAGGAAAAACUGGUGAGAAGAGGAAAAGAAAGACAGACAGAGCAGCCAUGACGUGGAGAAGUCCUCUGGCUCUGGUGAGGGAUGCUCUGAGAGGUCAGAGGGCGCGGGACAAGGACCUUCGCAACUUGGUGUCAAAUCUGCCUUAUGAGGGCCUGGAGAACUGGAAGCAACCGAACCGCUACUUCCCUAACAACGCCAUCAAGACCACCAAAUACACCCUCCUCCUCUUCAUCCCCAUGAACCUCUUUGAGCAGUUUCACCGUUUGGCCAAUAUCUACUUUGUAGGCCUGGCUAUUCUGAAUUUUGUCCCUGUGGUGAACGCCUUUCAGCCCGAGGUAGCUUUGAUCCCCAUUUGUGUCAUCUUGUCUCUGACGGCCCUGAAGGACGCCUGGGAGGACUUCAGGAGGUACCAGUCAGACAAGAAGCUUAACAACACACCAUGCUUCAUCUACAGCAGGAAAGAGAAACAGUUUAUGGAGAGGCGAUGGAAGGAUGUGCGAGUGGGAGAUUUUGUGAGAGUGGUUUGCAAUGAGAUCGUCCCUGCAGACCUCCUGCUGCUGCACACAUCUGACCCCAAGGGUGUGUGUCACAUAGAGACGUCCAACCUGGAUGGAGAGACCAACCUGAAGCAGAGGAGGGCGAUGUCUGGCCUCUGUGUGUUGGAUCCUGAAUUUGAACCUGAAAGCUUCAACAGCAUUGUGGUGUGUGAAAAGCCCAACAACAAUCUGAAUCAUUUCAAGUGUUAUGUAGAGAAACCUGAUAAGGAGAAGGUGGGCGCCGGAAUAGAGAGUCUGCUGCUGCGAGGCUGCACAGUGAGAAACACGGACUACGCUGUUGGCUUUGUGGUGUAUGCAGGCCAUGAAACCAAGUCCAUGCUCAACAACAACGGGCCAAGAUACAAGCGUAGCAAACUAGAGCGGAAACUGAACAUAGACGUCAUCUUCUGCGUCAUUCUCCUCCUCACCAUGUGUCUCGUCGGAGCAGUAGGUCACUACGUAUUGCUGCAGGCGCUACCUGGUGUGCCCCCUUACCUGGUCCCUGACAGCAACGGUCACCUGGACAGUCCCAGUCUGUUGGGCUUCUACAUGUUCUUCACCAUGAUCAUCCUGCUGCAGAUCUUGAUUCCUAUCUCCCUCUACGUGUCCAUUGAGUUAGUGAAGAUUGGUCAAAUCUUCUUCAUCACUAAUGACAUCGACCUGUACGAUGAGGAGACAGACAGCCGCAUUCAGUGUAAGGCCCUGAACAUCACGGAGGACCUGGGACAGAUUGAAUACAUCUUCUCAGACAAGACUGGCACCCUCACUGAGAACAAGAUGGUGUUUCGCAGAUGCUCCAUCAUGGGCACUGAGUACCCACACAAAGAGAAUGCCAUCCGCCUAGCUGUCCUUGAUGAACCAGAGUCCGACGAGGAGGUUAUCUUCAACCAGCAGCCACGACCCCGACAGACUGGAUGGUCCCUGGAUACUGAAGACACCGAGCCAAAAGACAAGUGCCAUCACCAUGACAACCGACGCAAGAGCAAGGUCAUGGGAAAUGCCCAGAGCAAUGUGGCCUUCAGCAGUCCGCUGGAAACUGAGGUGAUUCCAGACAGGAAGCUGCUUCAACAGAUUAGCAGGGCAGAGAGCAGCAGCAGCAGCAGCAGCAGCAGCAGCAGCAGCAGCCGGAAGACAGAUCCUUACCUGGACUUUUUUCUGGGUCUCGCCAUUUGCAACACGGUGGUGGUUUCCAUGGCAACAGCUCAGAGACAGAGGGUGAGUGGGUUUUCCUGCUCCAGUCAGACAAACAACCCAUUGGGUACUUUUUCCGACCUGGUGAAAAAUGUUUUCACCUCCUGGCAGCAUGAGCCCAAGAGAAAUCGCACCUUCUCAGAGGACUCAGUUGUAGAGGAAGACCAUUUUAACCCCCCAGCUAAAAAAGAGGAGUCUGGAGACACCAAUGGGCUCCAAACAUGUUCACUCCACGCUCCAUCCCAGUGCGACAAGCCUGGAACGACCUUAGAUGAUCUGAGCUAUGAGGCAGAGAGUCCAGAUGAGGCAGCCCUGGUGUACGCAGCCAAGGCAUAUGGCUUCAUCCUGCUGGCCCGCACCCCUGACAGCGUGACGGUGAGGCUCCCGUCCGGGGAGGACCUGGUUUUUGAGGUGCUGGACACCUUGACCUUUGACUCCAACAGGAAGAGAAUGUCUAUUUUAGUGCGACACCCAAUCACCAAAGAGAAUGUGUUGUACACUAAAGGUGCAGACUACGCCAUCAUGGAGUUACUUGGUACACCGUACGCAGAGCAUCUCAGUAAGAAGCAGAGGAAUAUAGCAGCAGAUACUCAGCAUCACCUCGACUGCUAUGCUAAAGAGGGGCUGCGUACACUUUGCUUUACAAAGAAGAUUGUGAGUGACAAGGCGUAUGAAAGCUGGUCAGUGAACAGACGGAGAGCUCUGGCUGCUAUAGACAACAGAGAGGAGCUUGUUAUGGACUCUGCUGUGCAGCUAGAGACAGACCUCUCCCUGCUAGGGGCGACGGGCAUUGAGGACCAUCUGCAGGAGAGUGUCCCAGACACCAUCGUGGCACUGCGGGAGGCAGGGAUCCAGGUGUGGGUGCUGACUGGUGACAAGCCGGAGACAGCUGUCAACAUUGGCUAUGCCUGCAGGCUACUGGAAGAGGAAGACCUGGUGAUUAACAUGAGCUGCAAAAACAAGCUUGCGUGCACCUCCAUCUUGGACUGCACACUAGAGGAGGUGAGGAGGUACAGUGAAGACCCUCGCAAUGUGGAUACGACCCCAGACAUCUCUCUGGUGAUCGACGGACGAACCCUGACCAUGGCUCUGUCGUCAGACCUGCAGGACAAGUUUGUGGAUCUGGCGAAGCGCUGCCGCUCUGUGCUCUGCUGUAGAGUCACUCCCUUGCAGAAGAGUCGAGUGGUGAAGGUCGUCAGGGAGAAACUCAAGGUCAUGACACUUGCUGUUGGUGAUGGAGCAAAUGAUGUGAACAUGAUCCAAGCAGCUGAUAUCGGCAUCGGGAUAUCCGGUCAGGAAGGCAUGCAGGCGGUCAUGGCCAGUGAUUUUGCUAUAUCUCGCUUCAAACACCUGAAAAAACUUCUCCUGGUUCACGGACACUGGUGCUACACCCGGCUGGCACACAUGAUCAUUUACUUCUUCUAUAAGAAUGUGGCCUACGUGAACCUGUUGUUCUGGUAUCAGUUCUUCUGUGGCUUCUCUGGCACGGCCAUGAUCGACUACUGGCUGAUGAUUUUCUUCAACCUCUUCUUCACCUCUGCACCGCCCAUCAUGUUUGGGAUAAUGGACAGAGACCUCUCUGCAGAGAUGCUGCUGGGUGUUCCUGAACUGUACAGGACGGGACAGGGUGCAGGGACGUACACGUUUGCAACCUUCUGGGUUUCCAUCCUUGAUGCCUUCUAUCAGAGCCUGGUGUGCUUCUUUAUCCCAUACCUGGCUUACCAGGAUUCAGACAUUGAUAUUUUUACCUUUGGGACUCCUUUGAACACAAUUUCUUUAUUUACCAUCCUGCUGCAUCUGUCAAUAGAGAUCAAAGCCUGGACGGUGGUUCACUGGCUAAUCAUGCUUGGCAGUGUGGCAUUGUACUUCGUUGUGACGCUUGCCUACAGCGCCAUCUGCGUCACCUGCAACCCUCCAUCCAACCCGUAUUGGAUCCUCCAGAGCCAGAUGGCUGACCCCAUGUUCUACCUUGUCUGCAUCAUCACCACAGUGGUGGCUCUCCUGCCCAGGUACAUGUUUCACGUGCUGAGGAACUCUAUCGCCCCCUCCCCGCUUGUGCAAGCCAGGCAUCUGGACCGGCUGGAGCCCUCCACGAGGGAGCAGUGGAUGAAGGAGUGGAGGAGCUUAAGGGGCAUGGGGCAGGUCAAACGCUCCAGGCUGUCCACCCCACCCUCUCCUACCCUGGAGACCUCUGCGGACAUUUAUCCCCAGUCUCCCACCGCCUCUGAUAUCAUGGUGGAUGAAUUCACACUGAAUGUCAUCAGUGAAAACUAUCAGAGGCCUGUGCGCACAUGAGAAACAGUCACUUGCUGGCAACUUGUAGGAAUAAGACAAUUAUUUAUUCAGAAAUUUGUAAAUACUCUGCACUGGCUCAUAAGCGGACAUAUCCCAGUAUAAUUUUUGGGGGUGCUGUUCUUACAUAAAUGCAAUCAGGGAGACAUAACUCCUCCUCUUUGACUUGUGACAAAUCAUCGAUUGGGGUGAUGAGAUACGAAAAGUAUGUAGGCCCUCUCCUCCUUACUCUCCUCAUAACAAGCUGCCAUAGUGAACACAUAAGCCUGUUACUUUCCUGAUGGGUUUUCAGAGCACAGUGGUAACCCAAUUAGUCAUGCCACCCACCCCUCCAAAACGUGGCACUUUUCCAGAACAAAAUGCUUAGCUGGUUUAAUAUAUUCCUCUCACCUAGAUACCCUAAACAGUCACAAUGCAUCCUGUCACUGAGGCAAACACAUGUGUGUGGUUUACAGAUUUCUCAUUUAAUUUGCCUGUGAAGAAAAAUCAAUGUUUUUAUACUGUAGGCUGGGCCUGUGACAAGUUUUGUGUAUUUUUAUAUAUAUAUAUAUAUAUAUAUAUAUAUAUAUA
Messenger RNA from Epinephelus fuscoguttatus (brown-marbled grouper), 4681 nucleotides. It is a transcript of the gene atp10b, whose product is annotated as ATPase phospholipid transporting 10B. Gene Ontology annotation, biological process: phospholipid translocation. Gene Ontology annotation, cellular component: plasma membrane. The record is from RefSeq and is a predicted model, not a curated record. Lineage: Eukaryota; Metazoa; Chordata; Actinopteri; Perciformes; Serranidae. Gene Ontology annotation, molecular function: ATP binding; ATP hydrolysis activity; magnesium ion binding. The transcript has 21 exons. The coding region runs from base 140 to 4114 and encodes 1324 amino acids.